AUGUCACAUCCAGAAGCAAGUAUCAGAUCUAUCAAGAGUGGGGUCUUGAAUUUGGGCUCAACUGAUAAGUUGAAUGAUAUCACUAAUUCAAGUGAUAUUUCUAGUAAUUCUUAUACCACCCCAUCUUCCAGGCAAGAUCAGCCACGAGAUCAAAUCGAUGAUGUAUCAUCUUCAAAAAGUCAUUAUAGUGUCACUUCAAAGAACUUGAAGACGUUGGAAAACAAAAUAUCACCAAAGUUAAUCCCAGGUAAAGUAGUAAAUAAUGAUAUAAAUGGCACUAAUUCUUCAAUUAUUUCCACUGAAUCAGAAUAUCAGAACGUAUUCAACGAUUAUGAUUCUUUCACAAAUGAGGAUAUAGAUGAUAAUGAUGAUGAUUCACUUGAUGCUCCGCAAUCUCAAGAUUUUAUUGAUCCAUUUUCACGUCCAUUAUCACGGGCUUCAACAACAAGUUGUGUUUCAACAACGGCGACAAAGGAUGGCGUUGAAGGUAGAAGAUUUCAUAGACAUGGUCCUACACCUUAUUCAAGUCAUAUUUUAUCCAAUAUGCUACAACAACAACAGCAACAGCAGCAGCAACAGAAAAUAAGUCCUUCCAAGAGUAUGCUAAGUAGUGUAAAUUAUGAUGAAGGUAAUACUCUACAAGACUCAACAGAUGCCAGUAUUGCAAGUCUCCAUAAUACAUCUAUUUAUCCCUUAGCUCCGGAUGAUAGUAGUUCCGAUCCUACAGUUUCCUCAAGUACUCAAACAUAA
Candida tropicalis MYA-3404 is the source of this 750-nucleotide messenger RNA. RefSeq lists its product as uncharacterized. NCBI's taxonomy places the organism in Eukaryota, Fungi, Ascomycota, Pichiomycetes, Serinales, Debaryomycetaceae. The transcript has a single exon. Bases 1 to 750 code for a protein of 249 amino acids. The record is from RefSeq and is a predicted model, not a curated record.